AUGUCGAUGCUCUCCAUGCAAAGGGCCCUCGCGCCCGCCAUACGGCAAGGCGUUGCCGCCCUGCCUGCACCAGCACACUCGACCCGCGUGCUCGCAUCCACGGCUGCGCGCAGCCUCACCACCCACAAGCUCCCGAGCUCCUCCUCGCCCUCCUCCACACCACGAAGCUUCUCCCAGUCCGCGACACAUGGCGCUCCCAACCCCUCAAUAUUAGGCAUAUCGGGCCCGGGCGGGCCUGGCCUGACCACCUCCUACUUCCAGAAACCAUCCCUCCCCGCCAACACCAUCAUCCGCUUCGUCCCGCAGCAGACUGCCUGGAUCGUCGAGCGCAUGGGCAAGUUCAACCGCAUCCUCGAGCCUGGUCUUGCCAUCCUGGUACCAUUUAUCGACCGUAUUGCCUACGUCAAGUCGCUCAAGGAGAUCGCCAUCGAGAUCCCCAGCCAGAGCGCCAUUACCGCCGACAAUGUCACGCUCGACCUGGACGGUGUCUUGUACACAAGAGUCUUUGAUGCCUACAAAGCGAGCUACGGAGUCGAAGACGCCGAAUACGCCAUCUCACAGCUCGCCCAAACCACCAUGCGUAGCGAGAUCGGCCAGCUGACGCUCGACCACGUCCUUAAGGAGCGCGCCGCCCUCAACACAAACAUUACCGCCGCGAUCAACGAGGCCGCCCAGGCCUGGGGUGUCACGUGCCUGCGCUACGAGAUCCGCGACAUUCACGCCCCGGCCGGCGUCGUCGAGGCCAUGCACAGGCAGGUCACGGCCGAGCGCAGCAAGCGCGCCGAGAUCCUGGAGUCCGAGGGUCAGCGCCAGAGCGCAAUCAACAUCGCCGAGGGUAAGAAGCAGAGCGUGAUCCUGGCCUCCGAGGCGCUGCGGGCCGAGCAGAUCAACCGUGCGAGCGGUGAGAGCGAGGCCAUCAUGCUGAAGGCCAAGGCCACGGCUCAGGGGAUCGACGCGGUGGCGAAGAGCAUCGAGCAGGGCCGUGAAGCGGCGCAGGGCGCGGUCAGCCUGACGGUUGCCGAGAAGUACGUCGAUGCGUUUGGCAAGCUGGCCAAGGAGGGCACUGCUGUCGUGGUGCCUGGCAACGUCGGAGAUAUCGGCGGCAUGAUUGCCACGGCGCUGAGCGUGUACGGCAAGGUCGGAGACGCACAGUCCAAAGCCAUGGCGAAGAAGGCGCUGGAGCAGGGCCAGAUCACCGAGGCCGAGGAGGCGGAGGCCGUCUCUCAGAAGGACAGCAUCGUCGCUGACUUCGACAAAGCCGCGAGGAGAUAG
Molecule: messenger RNA, 1272 nt
Organism: Diaporthe amygdali
Lineage: Eukaryota; Fungi; Ascomycota; Sordariomycetes; Diaporthales; Diaporthaceae
Product: erythrocyte band 7 integral membrane protein
Exons: 2
Coding region: 1-1272 (423 amino acids)
Cellular component (GO): membrane
Source: RefSeq, a predicted model, not a curated record